Molecule: messenger RNA, 2376 nt
Organism: Solanum lycopersicum (tomato)
Lineage: Eukaryota; Viridiplantae; Streptophyta; Magnoliopsida; Solanales; Solanaceae
Product: long chain acyl-CoA synthetase 4-like
Biological process (GO): fatty acid metabolic process
Cellular component (GO): membrane; endoplasmic reticulum
Molecular function (GO): long-chain fatty acid-CoA ligase activity
Source: RefSeq, a predicted model, not a curated record
UUUGUCAGUGGAGAAAUAUCCAAACAACCGAAUGCUUGGCCACCGUAAGAUUGUGGAUGGGAAGCCUGGGAAGUAUGUGUGGAAGACUUACAAAGAAGUGUAUGACAUUGUCAUAAAAGUAGGGAACUCCAUCCGAAAUUGUGGUGUAGAAAAAGUAAGUACUCAUCUCUAUAUGGUAUUAUGCUGAUAAUUUGGCUGACAAGUGAACAAUGCUAAUGAUAAAGUUUAAUCAUUGAAUACCGUAGCAGUGUAGCUAGUGGAAUUUAGCUUUUUGUUUAUUGCCUAGUUCUAAUAGGACUAGGAGCCAAUUAAAAAUCAAUGUGCCCCUUACUCGAAGGUCUACUAAUGCUCUCAAGAAAUGGUAGGCAUCUUCUAAUGCACUUUUUCAGCACUUUGGUACAUAAGUUUAGUUCCAUGUUUAAAUGUGGAUUAUCAUCCUCCUUGGCUGUUCAUUUUUCCCAUCAUUGAGGGAGGGAAAUGUGGUAUUUUCGGUGCCAAUUGUGCUGAGUGGAUUAUCAGCAUGGAGGCAUGCAAUGCUCAUGGACUUUACUGUGUCCCUCUGUACGACACCUUGGGUGCUGGUGCAGUGGAAUUUAUCAUUUCCCAUGCAGAAGUUGCAAUUGCUUUUGUUGAGGAGAAAAAAGUUCCCGAGCUUUUGAAAACAUUUCCAAAUGCUGCAAAGUACUUGAAGACGGUUGUGAGUUUUGGGGAAGUGACUCCUCAACAAAAGGAGGAGAUCGAAAAGUUUGGAGUGUCUCUUUAUUCCUGGGAUGAGUUUCUGCAAGUAGGAAGCAAAAAUCAGUAUGAUCUUCCACUGAAGGAGAAGACUGAUAUCUGUACAAUAAUGUAUACCAGUGGAACAACCGGAGAACCCAAGGGUGUGAUGAUCUCAAAUAAUAGCAUUGUUACUCUUAUAGCUGGAGUGAAGCGGUUUCUUGAGAGUGUAAAUGAGGCGCUGACAAUGAGUGAUGUAUAUCUCUCAUAUCUCCCCUUGGCACAUAUCUUUGAUCGGGCGAUUGAAGAAUGUUUCAUUAGACAUGGCGCCUCAAUAGGAUUUUGGCGAGGGGAUGUCAAAUUACUAACUGAAGACCUUGGAGAGCUGAAACCAACUGUCUUCUGUGCGGUACCUCGGGUAUUAGACAGAAUAUAUUCAGGUUUGCAACAGAAAAUUUCUUCAGGGGGUCGGCUAAGAAGCACGUUGUUCAAUAUUGCAUAUGCUCGAAAACUUCAAUAUUUGAAGGAUGGGUGUAAAUAUCACGAAGCAUCUCCAAUAUCUGACAAAGUUGUUUUUAGUAAGGUAAGAGAUGGUCUAGGAGGAAAAGUACGUCUUAUAUUAUCUGGAGCAGCACCCCUCUCUUCUCAUGUAGAAGCUUUUCUGCGAGUUGUAGCAUGUGCUCAUGUUCUUCAGGGAUAUGGUCUUACUGAAACAUGUGCUGGUACAUUUGUAUCACUACCUAACCAGUUUGAUAUGCUUGGUACGGUUGGUCCUCCGGUGCCCAAUGUGGAUGUGUGCUUGGUGUCCGUUCCUGAAAUGGAAUAUGAUGCUCUUUCAAGCACACCACGUGGAGAAAUAUGUGUGAGGGGAGACACUCUGUUUUCUGGUUAUUACAAGCGUGAGGAUCUGACAAAAGAAGUCUUGAUUGAUGGAUGGUUCCAUACAGGGGAUAUUGGUGAGUGGCAACCAAAUGGUAGCUUGAAGAUAAUUGAUCGCAUGAAGAAUAUUUUCAAGCUAUCACAAGGAGAAUAUGUUGCAGUCGAAAAUUUGGAGAAUGUAUUUGGCAAUAAUCCUGUUAUUGAAUCGGUAUGGGUAUAUGGGAGCAGCUUUGAGUCUUUCCUUGUUGCUGUUGUUAAUCCAAGUAAACAACAGGUUGAAAAAUGGGCCAAACAGAAUAGCCUCUCAGGGGAUUUUAAUUCCCUCUGUGAAAAUUCAAAGGUGAAAGAGCACAUAUUAGGGGAGCUCACAAAAGUUGGAAAAGAAAAGAAGCUGAAGGGAUUUGAGUUCAUAAAAGCUCUACACCUUGAUCCAGUUCCAUUUGACAUGGAACGUGACCUCCUGACUCCAACAUUUAAGAAGAAAAGACCACAAUUGCUUAAAUACUACAAGGACGUGAUUGACACCAUGUACAAGGAUGCUAAAUGAACUUGCAAUGCUUAAAAAUAGCACCUUUUUUUUUCUAACUAAACUUCCUCUUUUUAUGUUUUUUUGUUUUAGUGUUGUACAUAGCACACUCAAACAAAUAUAAGAUUGUUUUAUUCAAAACUGGAUCAGACCCUGUAAUACAUGGGAAUGCUAUUUCUGAACACAUUGCAUUAUGUAACUAGAUUAUGUUAUUGCACAAACCAAUUCAAGAAUCCUAUCUUGGUUCUCAACAAUAA